UUUCAGUGGCCAAGGGAAAGGAAACGAAAGGUUAUCUUCUACAACCAAGUCUUUUCUGCCCAUUAAAAACGUCCUUGAAAAUGACUUCCAAGGUCUCAUCUGUAAUUGCAUGGAAACUUAUGAUCAGAAAAAUCAAGCAAGAUUUGAUCCUGCCCACAGAAGUCUCUUUCUUGAGCUUCAAGGUAGAAAAUUUUGGGGGAAAUGGGAAAACUUUUCAUUGGUUUGAAGAUUAAACCAUGACAGAUUCUUUUCCAUUGUUGGGUUUUUAUUUACUUUUUAAUAUUUCAUCAUGUAGAUGCUGUAUUGCCGGAUCUAAUAAUGUUUAGAAUCCGAGGCUAUACGUAUGGCAAGAAAUGGUUAGUUUAAGUCCUUAAGCUUUGUCUUUUUUCCUCCUUUGAUUUUCCCGUUUUAGACCAGGUUGAUUGAAAGUUAUAAUAGUAAUAUUUUGCCCGUCGUUAGAUCUAAACUAAACAAAAUUCCACCCUGUUGUAUCUGGCAAAAAGGAAAACAAAACAAAAAGGGAAGAUCUGCUGCUCAAAAACAGGUAUCUGACACCUCCCCAAAGACAUAGGGGUGUUAGAAUCUGGUCUGGAGAAUCAAACAAGUUGCUCUCUCAAGCUCUCGUUCUUCGAUGAAUCCUAGAAUGCUAAACGAUUACUAAGUCUUCUUCCUCAAUUGCCUCAAAAGAACCGUUAUUGGUCGAUCGAAGGCAAACGGUGUUAUAUGGAUAAGUUCCCGGAUGUUUUGUGUGGUUGGAGCUGGGAGGAGAACAAGUUGUUUGAGCUGGCUUUAGCUGUGGUUGAUGAACGACACCCUGAUCGUUGGGAAGUGGUUGCUGCCAUGGUUGGAGGCAAAAAAACCGCAGAAGAUGUGCAUAAACAUUACGUGAUACUCUUGGAGGAUUUGCAGUUCAUCGAAUCGGGUAAACUCGAUCAUGAACUGGCCGAAAGGAAGCCCUGUAUUCAAGUCGACUGCACUCAAUCUGUUUGCUGGACUGAUGAUGAUAACAAUUUUUCCGCUUACAGCUUGCUGGUUCGGUUGGACAUAAUUGAUUCCCCUAAAAGCUGUACUGCUUCUUUAUGAAAGCAUAUUUGGUCACCAAAACUCACGUCCCACAAGAAUGCAGUAUCGAUUCUGAUGCUAUAUCUUGUUCCUUGAUUUAAUCACUCUCUUCAUUGUAAAACAGAAUUUCUCUGAGAUUUGAACUUUUCAAUUUGUUGAUAGUAGAAAUUGUUCUUGGCCUUGUUUA
This is a messenger RNA of Hibiscus syriacus, 1249 nucleotides long. RefSeq names its product protein RADIALIS-like 3. Lineage: Eukaryota; Viridiplantae; Streptophyta; Magnoliopsida; Malvales; Malvaceae. The transcript has 2 exons. The record is from RefSeq and is a predicted model, not a curated record. Gene Ontology annotation, molecular function: DNA-binding transcription factor activity. The coding region runs from base 724 to 1083 and encodes 119 amino acids.